Cuscuta europaea is the source of this 1149-nucleotide messenger RNA. The record is from the annotation of a GenBank genome assembly. Lineage: Eukaryota; Viridiplantae; Streptophyta; Magnoliopsida; Solanales; Convolvulaceae.
UCUAAUCGUAAGAUCCGGGUGACCCGAAUCCAAGAGUCAGAGCGAGUCAGGAAUAGGCUUUUUCACAUUUUCUCGUGGCCUCAACAAGCUUAACUUCUUACCGUUGAAGCAGCUCAUCGUCGCCAGAGAACCAAAAUGUUAGCUCGCCUCGCAGCUCAACGAUUAGUGGAGAUCCGUCAAGCUCUUCGUAGAACUCCACAGGUUUCGCGAUCUCUUUCCACUGCACUUAAUUAUCACCUGAACAGUCCUGAUAACAAUCCUGAAUUGCCAUGGGAGUUUACAGAGACAAAUAUGAAAAAGGUGAAGGAAAUAUUAACACACUAUCCAUCCAACUAUAAGCAAUCUGCAGUUAUUCCUUUGCUUGAUCUUGCGCAACAGCAACAUGGGGGUUGGCUUCCUGUUUCAGCAAUGAAUGCAGUAGCGAAGGUUAUUGAAGUUGCUCCUAUUCGUGUAUAUGAGGUUGCAACCUUCUACUCCAUGUUCAACAGAUCAAAGGUAGGCAAGUACCACCUUUUGGUUUGUGGCACAACACCUUGUAUGAUACGUGGUUCAAGGGAGAUAGAAGAUGCGUUACUGAAACACCUUGGAGUAAAGCGGAAUGAAGUGACAAAAGAUGGGUUAUUCUCUGUUGGAGAGAUGGAAUGCAUGGGGUGCUGCGUAAAUGCUCCAAUGAUUACCAUUGCUGACUACUCCAAUGGGUCUGAAGGAUAUACGUAUAAUUAUUACGAAGAUCUCACUCCUAAACGAGCUGUGGAAAUUGUGGAGGCAUUCAGAAGAGGUGAAAAGCCAAAGCGAGGAACGCAAAACCCACAGCGGCAGAAUUCUGGGCCACAGGGAGGAAACACUACCUUGUUAGGGGAGCCAAAGCCUGCGCCAUGUAGGGAUCUUGAUGCUUGCUGAUCGAAAUUGUUAUAUGAUGCUUCUAAUAAUGCGACAUAGGAUGUUGGUCAAAUUUUCCAUGAUUAUUAUACUCUUAUUAAUUGUUGUAUUGUUGUAUUUAUGGUAUCUCGCCGGGUCACUUGAUCAAUCCUCAUAACUGUGUUGUUAAAUAACUCAAAAUGAAGAGACCAGGCUCUGCUGAGCGUGUGAAUCACAUAAUAUUGUUGAAUAAUAUUGUGUGAUAAGAAGAAUGUGCUUUCUCUUGUUUGA